UCCUCACUGCUGGUCCUCCAGAGCCGCUGUCCUGCAGGUUUCUGAUGUUUCCCUGCAUCAACACACCUCAUUCUAAUUAGUGGUCAUCACCAAUCUUCCCUCUGCAGCAGAGGUCUCGGAGCCGCCGGAGAGAGCUCCACGUCCAGGCAGCACCGCGGGUUCCCGUGAAGCUCCGGGGACUGUAGCACCGAGGGAACUGGACCUGGAUCUGGACCUGGAUCUGGAUCUGGAUCUGGACCUGGAUCUGGAUCUGCAUCUGGAUCUGCUUUAGUCGCCUCCACCUGCAGGAUUCCAGGAGAACACGCACGCACGGACGGGAGGGCGGGGACGCGGCGCACCCGCGCGGGGCUGUUCCUGCCCGUCCCGCUGUCGGCCAUGUGGAGACGCGGGUCCGGAUGAUCCGCGGGACCCGGCGAACCUGGACCGGAGGAGCUGCAGAGAGAUCCGCGGAGAGAUCCGCGGAGAGCAGGGCGGAAUGACGGGACAUUUGCAUCUGCUGCUGCUGGUCCUGAGCGCCGUGGCCGUCCGGGGGCUCCCCACCACCCUGCCGGGACACGGAGACACCAGCCCGAGGGGCGGCGGGGGCGCACACCCGGAGGUCCCACCAGAGGACGGUGGAGGAGACAAUGGUGGGGAGCUGGAACGGCUCCAGCAGGAGAACCUGCCGUCCCCGUCCCGUCCCCCAUCCAGACACCGCUGGUCCCAGCAGGGCGUCCUGCCUGCACCUGUACCCGAGGAACAGCCCUUCAUCCUGGAUCUGAAGAACUUCCCAGAGCUGGGCCACGCAGACGUGAGCUCCCAGAACCCCAACAUUCAGGUGACCAUCGAGGUGGUGGAGGACCCUCCCACCGAGACACAGGUGGAGAUGGACCUGGCCAAGGAGAGCCAGCGCAACAACUGGUCCGUGCAGUCGGCAGAGUGGAUCAACAGUCACAAGAAGCUGUUCUGGCCGCUGUUCUGGGAGCAGCUGGAGAACGGGCUGGGAGAGAGCGUCUCCCAGUACCUGUUCCAGGACUAUAGCUACGGUGCAGAGGACCAUGUCCUGAGUGGAGCGGAGGAAAACUGGGGCCAGUGGAACAAAGACAGGGAUAGAUUUGAGUACGAGGACUGGAGCGACUGGGCUCCGUGCAGCGUCACCUGUGGACUCGGAACCCAGAAACGGACCCGGUCCUGCGGCUACGCCUGCACCGCCACCGAGUCCCGCACCUGCGACCGGGACCACUGCUCCAAUGCAGCGAUGACAGACACAGAGUUUCUGCCCCUGCAAACGACCACAAGCACCGAGUCGCAUGUGGACAGCUGUGAGAAGUGGCUGAGCUGCAAGACGGACUUCCUGCAGAAAUACCUGCAGCUGGUGCUGACCCAGCUGCCCAGCUGCCCCUGCUCCUACCCGUCCGAGGCCGUGUACAGCGCCGUCAACAUCCAGGACGCCCGGCUGCACCGGACCUUCCGCUGGAGGGACGCCAGCGGCCCCAAGGAGCGUCUGGACAUCUACAAGCCCUCGGCCCGGUUCUGCAUCCGCUCCAUGCUGUCGUAUGACAGCAGCACGCUGGCGGCGCAGCACUGCUGCUACGACGAACGCAUGAGGCUGAUCACGCGCGGGAAAGGGGCGGGAGCGCCCGACCUGAUCAGCACCGAGUUCUCCCCGGACCUGCACUACAAGGUGGACGUCCUGCCCUGGAUCCUCUGCAAGGGGGACUGGAGCCGGUUCCACUCCGUCAGGCCGCCCAACAACGGGCUGGGCUGCCAGGAGAACCCGCCAGAACCCGUGUUCCAGGUGGAGCUGCAGGAGGCUGGGGAGUACUGACCCGGUCCUGCCGUCCCAGUCCAGCCUCCUGGGUCCACCCUGGACGGCUGUCCUCAUUCUCUUCCUCUUUGAUAGAAAGACUGGUCUGGUUCCUCUAGAUCGGGCUCUGAUUUCCAGGAGGCGGGACCGACAAACUGUCGCUGGACGCCAUUGGACAGACAAACAACCAAUCAGAGAAACAAACAUGGGCAGAUCUAGAACCGUCCUGAUCACGGGAAACAUCCAGCAUGUCUGCAGGGACGCAGGGACGCAGGUGGACGCUAGUGGAAGCUGGUGGACGCUGGUGGACGCCAGUGGA
Messenger RNA from Cololabis saira (Pacific saury), 2105 nucleotides. It is a transcript of the gene ism2a, whose product is annotated as isthmin 2a. NCBI's taxonomy places the organism in Eukaryota, Metazoa, Chordata, Actinopteri, Beloniformes, Belonidae. The record is from RefSeq and is a predicted model, not a curated record. The coding region runs from base 476 to 1807 and encodes 443 amino acids. The transcript is spliced from 6 exons.